GAGAGCCUGGAGGAACGGCAGGACGGCCAAUCUAGGCUGCCAGAGGAAAUUCUGGUGUGGAUGGAGUUAUGGUCGUUGUCACGAGGUACUUUGGUGGAACGAAGCUUUCGUUGGAGCUUAUGGAGGAAUCGCUGCUGACUGCCUCAAAGACGCACCGACGCACAUUGUGAAAGCAAAGGUUUUCUUAUGUAGUUUGGUGUUGUCUACUGACUUGCAUCGAGUGUGUAGAUCUACCUGGUUCUCAAGCCUGGCUUUGAUCAGCUUGGAGAUGUGUACCCUCUCCGAAGCAUUGGUGUUAUUAGUUUCGAUCUUUAUGUCUGCAACGAAUCCAGCUUCAGCUUCAGCUUGCACAAGUGUGGCAUCAAAAGAGGAGGCUGUGCGAGUUUCGGGGAAACGUGAAGGAAAAGUUCGCUCACUGGAGAGAGGAAUGGCUAUACACGCCGAAGCUGCUAAAGGUGGUGUCGAGUUGGAGUAUUUCGUCGCAAACACGCUGGUGGAUUUCUACGUCAAAUGUGAGAGCUCGGCAGACGCUCGCAGAGUUUUUGACAAGAUGCCACUGCACGAUGUCGUGUCCUGGACGGCGCUGGUGGUGGGCUACGCUGGAAACGGUGAAGGCCAGGCGGCCUUGGAUCUCUUAGAGGACAUGCGACGUCGGGGCUGUACACCGAAUGCUUUGAGUGCAUUGUUAGAGGGACAAGAAAGCAAACGAGAAGAAAUCCUGGCGAUCUGUCUCCA
Messenger RNA from Selaginella moellendorffii, 735 nucleotides. Its product is annotated as pentatricopeptide repeat-containing protein At3g53360, mitochondrial-like. Gene Ontology annotation, molecular function: RNA binding; protein binding. NCBI's taxonomy places the organism in Eukaryota, Viridiplantae, Streptophyta, Lycopodiopsida, Selaginellales, Selaginellaceae. The transcript is spliced from 2 exons. The record is from RefSeq and is a predicted model, not a curated record. Gene Ontology annotation, biological process: RNA modification. The annotation marks the transcript as partial.